AUGCCAAUCAUUUUUACUGAAGACUCUAUAAUGGUUAAGUAUUUUGCUAUUGCUCUCAUACUGAUUGUUGGUGUGAACAGAGUAGCCCCGACUGAAACUUUAAGAAGCAUAACGGGAAGUUUCUUGAAAGUAUUGGAAGAAUGUAGGAAAGAGCUUACCAUCGGUGACAAUGUCCUCGCCGACAUGUACUAUUUCUGGAAGCAAGACCGAGCUUUGAUGCACCGCGAUACAGGCUGCGCGAUAGUUUGUAUGAGCCAAAAGCUGAACCUUCUCGAUGAUUCCGGCAAACUUCACCACGGGAAUGCGCAUGAGUUCGCACUACGGCACGGCGCUGCGGAUGAUAUGGCGGCAAAGUUAGUGUCAACGGUCCACGCUUGUGAGGAGCAACAUCUAUCUGAAGAGGACAAGUGUCUCAGAGCUUUAGAAGUCGCUAAAUGCUUCAAGACAGCUAUGCACGAGAUCAACUGGGCACCUAAAGUAGAUGUGGUCAUCACCGAAAUACUAACAGAAGUA
Molecule: messenger RNA, 513 nt
Organism: Brenthis ino (lesser marbled fritillary)
Lineage: Eukaryota; Metazoa; Arthropoda; Insecta; Lepidoptera; Nymphalidae
Source: the annotation of a GenBank genome assembly